AGGGCUCGGGAAGGGUGCUCCUUUCCCACUGUCCUCCUGCCUUGUUCGGCAGAGGCCUCCUCCCAGGGCUUGGCCACUCCCCGCGUCCAGCACCCCCACCCCUCAGCCGGUUGGGAGGCAGUCAGGAGGCUUUUUGCGGGGGCUGUGCCGGGUGGGCGGUUUUCCCAGAGCAAGGAACCGAGCAGGACUGAGUUGGCGCCAGCUCCCUCAGAUAUAGACGUUGCUGGCUGGAUGACCAGCCUGCCCUGCUAGCGAGAGCCCAAGGGCUCCCUUGGGCACUGUGUCCCGGAGCUGGGGGCUGCACCACCACACCUCAGGGGUGUGGCAUGUCACAGAGGGAGGCCAGAGGGGCACGGGCCAUGCCAGGACUGGGGCAGAGCCCGGCCAAGGCCACACCGAGGUUGUUAGCAGGCACUGAGAGGAAAAGGAGCCGCCUGAGCAGGAGAGGGCAGGACCUGUGGGAAGAGUCCAGCUGGAGCAACCAAAGAUGGAGCCGAACAGCCCCGAACCCUCGAGGAGCCAGGGCCAGGAGCCUGGCUCGGGGUCGGAGCGAGGCCAGUCCUGAGAACGCUGCGCGGGAGCGGAGCCGGGUGAGGACGCUGCGCCAGGCCUUCCUGGCCCUGCAGGCCACCCUGCCAGCCGUGCCGCCUGACACCAAGUUGUCCAAGUUGGACGUGCUGGUGCUGGCCACCAGCUACAUAGCCCACCUCACCCGCACGCUUGGACAAGAGAUGCCCGGCCCCGCCUGGCCGCCUUUCCUGCGUGGACUCCGCUAUUUGCACCCUCUCAAGAAGUGGCCGAUGCGAUCUCGUCUCUACGCUGGAGGCCUGGGGUGCUCUGGCCUUGACUCCACCACAGCCUCCAACUCGGGCCAAAGAACAAAGGAGGCAGAGGCUGGGCCCCAGGUCUCUGGAGAGGCAGAUGCCCUUCUUUCCACCAGGCCACUGUCACCAGCACCCAGUGACAAGUGAUCGUCACAGUCGCCCCCUUCUCCUGGACUGCCACUCAAGCCUUGGGACCUGGAUUCUCUGCCAGGCCUCACCUGUCUUCAUUCUGCCUCUCACCCAUCGGAUCUGAUUCAGGCUCAGCUCUGGGUCCCAGAAGAGCGGUGGGCACCUCUGUGAUGAGAGUACUCAGGAGGACCAGGAGCAGAUAGAGCCUCAGCUUGCCACCCACGGGUGACGCCCCAGGGGCUCCCUUGUGGCAGUUACAAGGAAAGGGUUUGAUUGAGUUGGAAGUUGAAUUCGUGCAUUGUCCCUUGCUUUUCUCUCCUGAGGUUCCUCCCACAAACCCUGGGAGAUUGCAAGACAAUGGCACAGAGGUAGCACCUGAGGCUGAGGUAGCGGCCAAGGCUGGCAGAGGCUGCAGGGGCUGAUGGGAAGACCAGGGGCCAGACUGGCUUUUGGCAGCUGUGAGUAUAAACAGAGCUGGGCCGGGGUCAUAUAGACAGAGGGGACACUGAAGAAGGGAACGUGCUUUGCUAUUUGCACUGCAAGAUGCUCACCUGAUGUCAGAGGCAGGGAGGAAUUUAGGAGUCUUGUAUCUGCAUCACGGUCUCUCCAGCUGCCCCUCAUGACUACAUUUUCUCCCUCUCUGGGCCCUGCAGCCUUCCACUCUUUUCUUGAUAUGAGUUAUAUUUACAGGUUAAGCCAGAAAGCUUACAUUGCUCACAUUCCAGGAUGCAGAGAAAUCUGUACAUGGUCCUAGCUGCCUGGUUUGAAAUUUCAUCCCAACACCUUAAAGCCUUAUGUAUGAAGACUCAAUUACAUCCUUGAAGGACCUUAGAAGGAGAAUGUGUAUCUUUUCCAGGGGAUAAUAAUGACAAUCUGCCAUUGUAUUAGACACCUAACCUCCAAGACAAACAAGAUUGGCCCAGGUUCACUGGGUUCCUUCCAUGAUUUUGGCUGAAGGCCUCACUGGCUCACGAGUUAUUUCCACAGUCUGUCUUUGAAUGAGCUCUCUCCGGCCAGCUCCUCCCCGCAGGCACUGCCCUCCCAGGCUUUCUCCCUGUCCUGCCAUGGGGUGCCAGAACUCAGAUAGUGCUCUGAGGGAAUUUAUCUCUGGCCCUGUAUAAGUUGUUUGAGGAAAGAUCACAGAGUCUAUACAUACAGAAAGGAACUUUCCAGAUUAGGUGUGGCUUCAGAUCAGACACCUAAAGCCCAGACAGAGAAGGAACCACCUUUUUGUUAAACUUCAGUGCCUUGGAGUGGAAAGGCAGGGACCAGGCCAACUAGAGUCCCAAAAGGGAUGGAUAGCCUUAGACAGAAGCCACCGUUGCCGCCAUGAGAGCAAAUGAGAUUCCGACUGGCUGGGAGCACCCAGGAGCCUGAGCUCUGGUGUGCGGAGUGGCUAUUCCUCCACAGGGCUGGCUAGGACAGCGGGAGAAAGGGGGCUGAGGGAGUGACUCAGCAGACUGGGGCGGAGGCAGCAAAGGAGACACAGAACGUCCCAGCCGAGGCAGCGUGAGACGUGGGAGAGCAGCUGGACCGGGGCUGGGAGCCAUGGGGAGAAGGCCUCGGCCAAGGCCAGACUCGUAAAUCUCCCGAGUCUCCGCUGAGGGGCCCGGAGAGCUUGUGCAGAGCCGCUUUGGGCAGCUGGAUGGGGCCAGGCAGGGCAGAGACCAGGUGUGGGUGGGCACGAGCACAGCGUUCUUCACAAGACCAUAAAAGUCCAGCUUGAAUGUUCUAUUUUUAAAGCCAAAUAGCAGUAUCUUCCUUGUUGUGUUUGAGCAUGGUCGGAAGAGGAACAGAUGAAUUUCUUCAUGAGCUGGUAGCACACCAUCUCUCUGGGGAUGAAGCUGGGAAAGCUGGCUUUGAGGGUGUGUUGGGUCCCUGCCCCCCACCAUCUGCCAUAGCAUAGGGCUUCUUCUGCUAACUCAGGGUUUGGAGCUUGCUGCAUCCACCCAGUUCACAUCCAGCCUUUGCCUUGCAAUGUCACAUCCUUUGUGGGCAGAAGGAUCACGUUACCCUGGUAGAAAAGACAAGGAGGGCCAGAGAGGGAUGCAGCUGGUGGGAGCUGGGGAGGGCAAGUGCCAUCAUGACGAGUUGCUAAGUCUGUCUCGGGAUCCUUCCAGGCAAAGCUGCUUUCCUUAGUGCUCUAGACAGGCCCUGUGGGCUCCAAAAGCCUUCUCCAGUCAGACAGCACCCAGCACAGCCCAGACCAGGAGGCAAAAGGGUGCAAGAGGGCAGGCAUUGCCAAGGAAAGGACCAGGGGAUGAAUGGGAAUAACCAGAAGAGAUGUCAGCUUUGGAAACUUUGACCCAUAAAUGAACCAGAACCAAGAGUAGGCCCUUUUUCCUCUGUAGCAGAGAAAGAAAAAUACCCUCUCACUAGGAGACCCUAGGGGAAAGGGUAUGUGGGAAAUAAGCUCCAAAAGGAAACAGGAGCCCGGAUGACAAAAUGACACUCAGGUGUCCUGGAUCAGGAGUGAGAAGGAUGCUGGUCCACUGGGGGGUCUUUUACCUCCUGCCCCAUCCCCAGGUGCCCACUCACCGUAGGGGUGGGGCAUUGAUGGCCAGGACGGCUUCCCCGGGGCCUGAUGUGUGAUAUGCCUGUGCUUUCUGAGGGGCAAGAAAGUUAGAGGGCAGUGGCUUAGAUGAGCUUUGGGGAAAGCAGAGCUGGCCAAGGGAUACCUAAAUAUUAAGGUGGAGACUACGGAUUUCACUGAACUGAGAACUAAGUGAUUAGAAACAGAAUCUAGUCUUGUCUGAGAAAUUCCCUUUCUCUUCCUCUGGAUGGAGCCGGGCGAGGAUGAGUCAGAUGGCGCUGAUGGAUGAGAUGCAUGUCCUCUCCCUUGUGUUGCCCAAGCCCUAAACCCAGGGCCCCUGCAACUUUGGUAUUCGAGAGCAGGGGUUGGCAAUCUAUGGCUUGCAAACCAAAUGCAGCCCCAGGUUUUGUGCUAAGUCACUUCAGUCAUGUCUGACUCUUUGCGACCCCAUGGACUGUAGCCCGUCAGACUCCUCUGUCCAUGGGAUUAUCCAGGCAAGAAUACUGGAUUGGGUUGCCAUGCCCUCCUUCAGGGGAUCUUCCCAACCCAGGGAUUGAACUUGAAUCUCCUGUGUCUCCUGCAUUGUCAGGCACCAUCUGGGAAGUCCAGAUUUUGUAAAUAAGUUAUUGGAAAACAGAUACACCUAUUUGUUUACAUACGAUCUAUGGCUACUUUCCUGAACAAUGGCAGGGUUGAAUAGCUGCCACAGACAGAAAAGCCCAAAAUAUUUAGAGUUCCUGUGAAGAAACUCUAGCCCUUUAUAGAAAAAAUUUGGUCCUGAUCACAGAUACGCGAAGUGUUGGUCUAGGAACACUGGGGUCCCUGAGACCCAUUCCAUGCUCUAAGUGGCCAAAAUUAUUUUCAUAAUACAAGAUGGGAUUUGCCUUUUUUCACUCCUAGUCUCUCAUGAGUAUGAUGGAAUUUUCCAGAAGCCAAACAACAUGGGAUAUUGCAACAGCAGAUGGAGUGUAGAAGCAGAUAGGAGAAUCCAGCUCUCAAUUACAAUAGACAUUAAAGAUAUUUGCAAAAAUGUAAAACAAUGCCCCUCUUCUCAUUAAAUAUUUUCCAAUACAGAACAUAAUUAUUUUUCAUAAAAAUGGUAUGUAUAGUCACAUAUAGUGGGUUAAUUGAUGUUAUUUUUAAAUAAAUAUUUAAGUCUA
Bubalus bubalis (water buffalo) is the source of this 4646-nucleotide messenger RNA. RefSeq names its product transcription factor 23 (gene TCF23). The record is from RefSeq and is a predicted model, not a curated record. Gene Ontology annotation, molecular function: protein dimerization activity; DNA-binding transcription factor activity, RNA polymerase II-specific; RNA polymerase II transcription regulatory region sequence-specific DNA binding. Lineage: Eukaryota; Metazoa; Chordata; Mammalia; Artiodactyla; Bovidae. The coding region runs from base 327 to 971 and encodes 214 amino acids. Gene Ontology annotation, biological process: regulation of transcription by RNA polymerase II; developmental process. The transcript has 3 exons.